CAUCUUGUGUUUAGAAAGUGUUUUACUGUUUAAGGUGAAACUGGACAGACUUCCAAGAAUCGUAGAUUAGCAGCCAUUCGACCUCGCAUUUCCAUUGAAGAACUCAGGAAUGUAUUUAAACGACAAGCAUCGCAAACUCCGGAAGGAGGAGAUCCCAUCUUUGACCCCAUGGCAAAGGCUCAGGAGGGUAUGAAGAUAGUCCGUGGCAAGACAGGGGUGGUGUAUGAUGAACGCAUGGCUGAACAUCGCUGCCUCUGGGAUGAGAAUUACCCUGAGCGUCCUGAGAGGCUGUUACACACACUGGAAAGGUGCAGAGAGCUUGGACUACUUAAUCGGUGUGAGACUUUAGUGCCCCGUUCUGCAACAGAAGAGGAAGUACUGAAGCUCCACUCCCCUACACAUCUUGCCUUUCUAUGGAGCACGAAAGGGGAAGCUGAUUACAACAAGCUUGAAGCACUCUCUGCCCACUUUGAUUCCAUUUUUCUUCAUCCAUCAACAUAUGAGAACACUCUACUUGCUGCUGGGUGCACUUUAGAUUUGGUGGAUGCAGUAGCAUCAGGAAAACUACAGAAUGGCUUUGCUCUGAUCAGACCACCUGGCCAUCAUGCUAUGGAGUCAGAGAUCUGUGGGUUCUGCUACAUAAACAAUGUGGCCUUAGCAGCUCGUCAUGCCUUAGAAAAACAUGGCUUGUCACGCAUCCUCAUAGUUGACUGGGAUGUCCACCAUGGGCAAGCCUCCCAGUAUGCAUUUUACUCAGACCCCAGAGUGCUCUACUUUUCUAUUCACCGCUACGAACAUGCCAGUUUUUGGCCCCACCUGCGGGAAAGUAACUACAACUACGUAGGUGAAGGAGCUGGCCGAGGCUUCAAUUUCAAUGUUCCCCUCAACAAGACUGGCAUGAGGAAUGAAGACUACUUAGCCAUUUUCCAUCAAAUUCUUCUUCCUGUGGCAUACGAGUUCAAUCCUGAGCUCAUCAUUGUUUCGGCAGGGUAUGAUUCUGCAAUUGGAUGUUUUGAGGGAGAAAUGGAAGUGUCACCAGGCUUCUAUGGCCACCUCACCUCAAGUUUAAUGACACUAGCCCAGGGAAGAGUGGCUAUAGUUUUUGAGGGAGGCUACUGUCUGGACUCCUUAGCAGAGGGUGCAGCAAUGACACUGAGUAUACUGCUUGGAGAUUCUUGCCCUGUACUGCUGGAUCCCAUCAAGGAACCAUCACUCAGCUUGAGAGAGUCACUUCUAAAUCUUAUUUAUGUGCAACGGCCAUAUUGGAAGUGCUUCCAGUAUCAGGGGUCAUUUUCAGUGCAAGAAGAGUCUGGUGAGACUGUCAAAGCAAGGCAUACUCCUUCCCUUACUUUUCUUGGCCUUGAUGCCAGACCUUACAAAUUUCCAACCAGGAAUAUUCAUGCUGUGCAGCCACCUGAGCAAUUGGAGAAGAUAAGGUUAAAACUUACUCAGCUGAAGCAAAAAGAAAGGACUAAACCUCUGCUUGAAGCUAGACUCAGCUUGGUAUAUGAUGAAGAGAUGAGCAGUCAUAAAAGUUUGUCUGAAGUUGAACAUCCAGAAAGACCUGAAAGAACAACAAAAAUCUGGGAGUACAUGAAUCACUAUGGCAUUAUAAACCGAGCGAAUGUUCUCCAGUCCCGCCGAGCUACUCGGGAAGAAGUGGAACUUGUACAUACCAAAGAGCAUGUAGACUUCAUGUAUAACAUGGGGUCAUUAAGUGAAGAGGAGCUUAAGCACCUGCAGGAUAAAUACACAUCUAUAUACUUUCAUGCCAUGAGCAAUGAUGCAGCUCUGCUAGCUGUUGGUAGUCUCUUACAGGUUGUGGAUAGUGUGUGCAGUGGUGAAACCCUAAGUGGCAUUGGUGUAGUGCGACCACCUGGGCACCAUGCUGAGCACACCCAUCCAUAUGGUUUCUGUUUUUAUAACAAUGUUGCUAUUGCUGCCAAAUAUGCCCUCAGACAGUAUGGAUACCAACGUGUGUUAAUUUUGGACUGGGAUGUUCACCAUGGAAAUGGAAUUCAACAUGCCUUCGAAUCCAAUCCACAUGUCCUUUACAUCUCUAUUCACCGAUAUGACCAUGGGCUCUUCUUUCCUUCCUCUGAAGAUGCAAACUAUGACCGGGUUGGCACAGGUGCAGGGGAAGGCUAUAAUGUCAACAUCCCAUGGAACAAGAGUGGUUUAGGGGAUGCAGAAUAUAUAUCUGCCAUGCUGCAGGUAGUGUUACCCAUUGCCUACCAGUUCGAUCCCCAGCUGGUCCUGGUCUCUGCUGGGUUUGAUGCUGCUCGUGGAGAUCCGUUGGGAGGCUGCCGUGUGACCCCCGAGUGUUACGGGCACAUGACACACCUGCUAUCAAGUCUUGCUGGGGGCAAGAUUGUGUUGGCACUUGAAGGUGGUUACAACCUCAACACCAUCAGUUACUGCAUGACCAUGUGUGCUAAGGCUCUCCUAGGUGACCCGAUGCCAUUAUUGGAGGCAUCGCUUGUCCCAAGUAAAGGUGCUGUGCAGACCAUCAAUGAUGUUAUCAAGACUCAUUCACAAUAUUGGUCUAUUCUCUGUUUCCAGGUUGAUCUUCCGAUAGAGGAUGUUCUUUGUCAAGGAUUUGGAGGUGGACCACAAGCAGUUGAAUCUGGUGUGUCAGGUUCAGAGGUAUCAUCUUGUGCUUCCUCCCCUAUUUCAACUCCGUCCACUAACUCCCCUGCAUAUGUUUCUGCUCCUGCCUCACCAGAAAAGUUAAAUGAGAAAUUACAGCGUGAGAGUGAUGCUGCCACUCCGGUAGACUUGAUUGACAUUGAGACUAAAUCAUGUUCAGAAAAAUUGGAAGUGGAUUCCAGCCCACGUUCUGUGAGAGCACGAAUAAUUGAUAGGAAGAAUCCUUCAAUUGAAAAAGAGGAAAGCAGCACAAAUGACAUAGAGGAACCCAGUGUAGAUUCUAACACUUCUGAAAUACCACUACAAACAAGAGCAGGCCAAGGUGGACAAUCCAAAAAAACAAGGAAAAGAUCAGGUAAACAGCAAGGAAGAAUACCCAGCCAUGAAAGGGGAAAUCUGUCACGGACUCCUACACGCACUCGCAAAUCUUCCUGGAGUGAAGGAGCUUUGCGUGCUGCUGCAUCCAGCAUUGAUAAAAUAAAAGGUCCAACUGCAGUUAUAUCCAAUCAGGAUUAUUGUGAUACUAGUAGCUUGGAAUAUAUAGAAGGUGCUGGGAACAUUAAAAACAUCAUUAAGCGAUGCAGUGAACUGAAUUUGUUGGAGACAUGCACCAAACUCAAACCAAGACCUGCCACUGAGGCAGAGAUAUUGGCUGUUCACAAUGAGGAAACAUUAAAAAAUAUUCCCAGAGGAGCAGUUUAUGAUGAUAUUUUAACUGCUGCUGGAAGCACUGUAGAACUGAUUCAGGAAAUAGUCUUGGGAAGAGCACAGAAUGGUUUGGCUAUUAUACAGUCAUCAGGUCACUUGAUGUCAGAAACUAGUGCAUCUUCCAACAUCUGCUUGAAUAACAUUGCUUUUGGGACUCGCUAUGCACUGGAUAAUUUGAGCCUUAGACGGGUGCUAAUAAUCGAUUGGGAUGGUCAGCAUGGCAAUACUACACAGGGCAUCUUUGAUGAUGAUCCACGUAUCUUGGUGUUUUCUAUACACAUAUGCAGUUGUCAAAAGCCAGAAGAGAAUACUUUUGAUAAAAUGAGAGAACAUAGAGGACAAGGCUACAAUUUCAAUGUUAAAUUAGAUUGCAGUGUAUUUCAGAGUGAUUACUAUUCAAUCUUUUAUCAGCUGCUGUUGCCAGUAGCAUACGAAUUUUCUCCUGAACUCGUUAUAGUCUUGGCUGGUUACAACUUAUCACUACACUCGGAAAACAUUCAUCCAGUAAUUUAUUCACAUUUGACGAGUUUGCUCAUGCUUUUAGCACAUGGCCGCCUUGCAGUAGUUGUAGAGGUUGGGAGAUGCAAAGUGGCUAUGGCAGAAGCAGUGGCAGCUAUAUUACGUGCACUCCAGGAUAAACCCUUUGAACACAUGCCAUUCGUAACCAAUGAAAGUUCUCCAGAAGUAAAACAAGUAAUAAUUGAUGCAUUGACUACACAGAAAACAAACUGGAGCAGUUUAAGACAUCAUGCUCAAACAUCAUCCAUAGCAUGCAAACAAAAUGUGAAUUCUCCCAUCAUCAGGCCAUGUCAACAUGACUACUCUAGUCAGAUUCAAAUACUUGGCAAUAAUAUCCUAAGCCCAAAGAAUACCGUUUGCCUUGUAUAUGAUGACUUAAUGAUGGAGCAUUUCAACUAUGAAGAUGAGACAUACCCAGAGAGGCCAGAGAGAAUAAGCUGCAUUUAUAAGCGUUUUCAAGAGUUUGGCAUUAUUGACCGCUGUCUUGAGGUCAAGGCAAGGAAAGCAUCAGAAUAUGAGUUGGAAACUGCACAUUCUUCCAAGCACAUCAAUUUCAUGUCAACCCUUAAGGCUAAGAAACCUCAGGAACUCCUGUGCUUGCAGAAUAAAUUUGAAUCUGUUUAUCUUCACCGCUGCACCAAUGAUGCUGCUCUUGUUGCUGCAGGCUCCCUACUUGCGGCCGUGGACAGUGUUGCCUCAGGUGAAAGUCAGCGUGGGGUAGCAGUGGUACGUCCUCCUGGUCACCAUGCAGAAAGAAAUAAACCAUGUGGCUUCUGCUUUUACAACAAUGUGGCUAUUGCUGCCAAACAUGCUAUUAGUUCAUAUGGGCUGCAGAGAAUACUAAUCAUGGAUUGGGAUGUUCACCAUGGGAAUGGAAUUCAACUGUUUUAGGGAAAUCCCAGCCUCUAUAUAUCAAUCCAUCGCUAUGACAAUGGAAAGUUCUUCCCAGCCAGUUGUGAUGGAAACUACAAUAAAGUAGGCAUAAAGGAAGGGAAGGGAUACAAUGUGAAUAUCCCAUGGAACAAGAGAGGGAUGGGUGAUGGUGAAUACAUGGCAGCCAUGCUGGAGGUGGUGCUGCCUAUUGCUUACAUUCAAUCCCCAGCUUGUAUGGUUCCCGGCUUUGCUGCUGUUGGGGAUCCUCUUGGUGGAUGCAACGUGACACCAGAGUGUUACGGCCACAUGACAAGGUUGCUGACGUGCUUAGCUGAGGGUCGCGUUAUUGUGGCUUUGGAGGGUGGUUAUAAUCUGAGUACCAUGAGCUACUGCAUGACUAUGUGUGCCAAGGCUCUGCUUGGAGACCCUCUCAUUCCUCUGGCUCAGAAUUUAAUGCCUUGUACUAGUGCUACAGAAACACUGAGCAGUGUUGUUGAUGUACAUAGAAAAUUUUGGUCAGCACUAAACUUUAAGGAUGAAGCUAAAUCAGCCAUGGGUCAAAUUUCAUCGCCCAGAAGGAAUGGAAGUACACCAGCCAUCCAACAAGGGGAUUACAUUACCUCAGCUUCUUCACACUCUUCAAAUAAGAGCUCUGAAGGAAAGUGUACAGGAUUGGAAGAGCUGACUGGCAACUUUAGCCGAGUAAAACUGGAUGACGUGGCCACAAGUGUAACAGCAGCCUCUUGUGAAACUAAGCUACCAGGAAAUGAGAUCACAGAAGAAGACAUGGGUGCUGUGGGAGGAUCUUCUGGAGUCUCAGCAGGUGGAAACAUCACUACUUUCCAGCUGUCUGAAUUUGCUACUGGUGAGCAAAUGUUUGCAGUGGUUCCAAGAACAUGGUGUCCCCAUCUUGAAGAAAUUAAUCGUGUGCCUAGUAGUGGGUUGAACACUGCUAACCCAUGUGAAGAAUGUCAAGAUUCAUCAGAGAACUGGGUCUGUCUUACUUGCUACAAGGUAUUAUGUGGAAGGUUUGUGAGAGAGCACAUGCUGAUGCACAGCUUAACAGAGGAACACAAGAUGGUGCUAAGCUAUGCUGACCUGUCUGUCUGGUGCUAUGCCUGUGAUGAUUAUGUCCACCAUCCAAUCUUGGACGAGGCAAAACGUGUAGCUCAUCUGGACAAGUUUGGAGAAGAUAUUCCUGAGUAUUCAUAAAGAUGUUCAUUACUAGUGGGAAAAGUGGAUCAGGUCAGCAUUGUAGCCAGUGUAGUUCAAAUACAGCUUACUUUAAACUUCAUGUAAAUCUUUCAUUGUUGACAAAGAAAAUUUUACAAAAUGUAGCCCUUAAACCGGUGAAGUGUGAAAAGUACAUAAGGAGUUACUACAGCAAGCCUUGUGUUAUUCUUGAUCUGACGGAAAGGAUGUCACUUGAAGAUAUCAAACUACUUAACUUCUACAUUGGGAAAAGAAUUUUUUUGACUGAAAAGUGUACACUUAUAGCUAGGUUAAAUAUAAAUAACACUUUUAUACCUUAUUUAUGUUACAGACAGCCUUAUGUAAAAUAGCUUUAACGUAUGAACUGCAGCUCAUGUUUCCUCAGUAUGAGUUUGAAUUUUCACGUUAUCACCAUAUUAUUUACACUAGAGGCAUUACAUACAUUUUUAAAUGUUUUAGCCUUUAUUGUAUAAAUUAAUAGUUAUACAGUGGACCCCCGCCUUGUGAUAUUAAUCCGUUCCUGAGAGCUCAUCGUAAGCCAAAUUAAUUUUCCCAUAAGAAAUAAUGGAAAUCAAAUUAAUCCGUUCCUGACACUCCAGAGUAUGAAAAAAAACUUUUUUACCACAUGAAAUAUUAAUUUUAAUACACACAAGCUGAUGAAGACAUGCACAAUUACUACUCUACUAAGAGAAUACAUGACACUUGCCUUUAUUGAAGAUCUGGUGGUGAUUGAAGGGAUGGGAGGAGGGGAGUGUGUGAAAGUUAUUGUUUAGAAGGGGAAUCCCCUUCCAUUAGGACUUGAGGUAGCAAGUCCUUUUCUGGGGUUACUUCCCUUCUUUUAAUGCCACUAGGACCAGUUUGAGAGUCACUGGACCUCUGUCGCACAACAGAUCUGUCCAUAGAGCUAUGUACCUCCCGUUCCUUAAAGACUUUCCUAAAAUGGGCCAUAACAUUGUCAUUGUACAGGUUGCCAACACGGCUUGGAGUAGCUGUGUCAGGGUGAUUUUCAUCCGUAAAGGUUUGCAGUUCAACCCACUUUGCACACAUUUCCUUAAUCUCUUUUUUCAAUUCCAUACUAAUUCUCGCCCUUUUUAUCACAGGGAUGGCACUAGAAGCUUUCUUGGGGUCCAUGGUGACUUAUUUUGCAGCUACAAGCACUAAAAACACUGGGAUAAUGUGAAAUGUACCGAAUGUAUGCGUAGAUGCGACCGCACUGGCUGGCUUGUAAACAUUGGCGCUGAGGCCACACGUGGGACGUGUCCCAGACGAAUAACGUAAGGCGAGUUUUUUAUCGUGAGGCGAGGCAAAAUUUUUGCGUUCAAAUGCUUCGUAUGGUGGAUUUAACGUAACGCGAUGCGUUCGUAAGGUGGGGGUCCACUGUAUAUGUGUAUAUAUAUUCACAGGGAAGUGUUAAGCCCAUAGAGAUCUGAAAGCGCCUGAGGAAUGGGAUGUACAGUGGACCCCCGGUUAACGAUAUUUUUUCACUCCAUAAGUAUGUUCAGGUGCCAGUACUGACUGAAUUUAUUCCCAUAAGGAAUAUUGUGAAGUAGAUUAGUCCAUUUCAGACCCCCAAACAUACACGUACAAACGCACUUACAUAAAUACACUUACAUAAUUGGUCGCAUUCGGAGGUAAUCGUUAUGCGGGGGUCCACUGUAAUUAGGAGAGGGGGAGCUCAAAUUCCUUAAAUUAUGUCAUCCUGCAUCCCAUAAUUUUUCUUCUGAAUUUUGAUCUUCCAAAAGAAAUCUUUAAGAGCAGUCACUUGUAGAUAAAAAUAUUUUUCUUCAGAUACUUAAAUACUUGCCAGAUAGUUUGGCAUAUAUGUAAUACAUAUUGGUUACAAUGGUGUGCAUGCACAAUGCAAGUUUUUCUUUUUUUUGUGUGU
Messenger RNA from Cherax quadricarinatus, 7846 nucleotides. Lineage: Eukaryota; Metazoa; Arthropoda; Malacostraca; Decapoda; Parastacidae. The record is from RefSeq and is a predicted model, not a curated record.